CUUGUUUUUACAGAUAAAUAUUUAUAAAAAAGUGCUAAAAAAUCUUUUUAAAAAAUCAAGUGAAAAGUGAAAAAUUAAAAAAAUAAAUAAAAAAAUAUUUAAAAAUAAAAAAUCUAUAAAAUCACUUAAAAAAUAUUAUCACAGCAACAAUGUUGCCAUUAUCUUUAACUACAAUAAUGUCCACUAAAAAAUCAACAAAAUCUUCAUUAUCAUCAACAACUAAAACUUCAAAUUUAUGGCCAUUAAAUCAACAACAAAUACAAUUUAAUACAACAAAACAUCAACAACAUAGUAAUAUAAAUAACAAUAAAAAACAUGCAACAAAUACAAAAAGUAUAACAAAAAUUGCCACAAUUGCAAGUAGCAAGUGUAUGAAAAAUAAAAGAAAUAUCACAACAGCAGCUGUAACGGCAGAACUUGCUUAUAAACACAAUAAACAUCAUCAUCAUCAGCAACAUCAUAGUAAACUAACUACACCUUAUAAUAACAACAUUUAUAGCAACAACAAAAACAUUUUUAUUAACAACGAAUCUAGUUGUAGCAACAACAACAACAACAUUAAUACUUUUAGUAGUAAAAAUAGUAGAAUUUGUUGUAAAAAUGCUAUUAAACGUAAGCAGCAACGAGGUAACUCUUGGUGGUUGUUGUCAUCACCAUCAUCAACAUCAUCUGUAGCAUCAUCAGCGACAUCAUACUCCUGGAUAUUUUGCCUUUGGUUAUGGAUAGCAAUUUCAUCAUUGGCCUUUGUUCAUUGUUCACCAUCACCAUCUUCAUCGAUACAACAACUACAAAAAAGAGGCGGUUCCUCUGAUAUCACCAAAGAUCAGUGCAACAAAACAGUGGAUAUUUUUGAAGAUGUCAGCUCACCUGAGGUGACGAAUCAGAAUGUGGGGCGACCCUUAACCUGCUGGUAUCGUUUUCGCACUCUCAAAGGUGCUCCCAGGGAUUUUGUACUGCGUCUUAGAUUUAAAAAAUUCAAAAUUGGUACACUAAUGAAUGCCACCCAUUGUGAGGGUGGCUAUUUACAGGUUAGCAUCCAUCCAUUUUCUCUUUUUUCCAGUUUCCGCAUCAAUCGCAUUGAAUCGCCCAUUUUGAAAUAUGAUGGUGACUGUGGUGAAUCCUUGACUAUAUACGAUUCCGAUCAUGCUGAUCCGGCACGCAUUAUCAAAACUUUCUGUGAUACUUUUUCGCGGCCCAUGGAAAAGGUGGACUUUGUUAGCACUAGUCCCUCGUUGUAUGUUCAGUUUGAAUCGAAAACCGGUUCUUAUAGCGGCAGCUCUUUGUAUUAUUGGGCCCAUUAUGAUUUCUUUAAUAAUACCCGUUUUGGUGAUCCAGUACCCAAUACCUUAUGCGAUGAAGUUAUGUAUGCCUGGAAACAUCCGGGCGGUAAGAUACGUUCUCCCAUGAACUCUUUAAUCUUUAAGAGAACUGGUGGAUCCGAUGUACGCUGUCAAUAUAAAUUUGUUACCGAUCGGCGACUUUAUGCUAGAGCUGUUAUAGAAGUCAACUCGGUUAUGUUUAAGGAAUUGCCCUAUAAUAACAAUGCCUGCACUAGAUGCCAUGAGGAGAGGGUGGAUAAACUGGUGAUAUGGGAGGAAAGGGAAAAGUUUCAAAAUAAUUUGGCCUGUUUUUGUGACAAUAUUCCGCGACCAGUAAGAGUUAUCUCCUCUGCGGAUCAAAUGAAUUUGGAAAUGAUAGUACAAGGCCAACAUGCCAUUACAUCUUACUUUAAGAAUCCGAAUCCUUUAUUUGAAGCUUCCUAUGAGUUUGCCCAUGGUCCUCUAUGUGGUCCUAUUACUCUGGGACCUUCUCCCGAUGGUGAGCUGGUAUAUCCUUUCAAAAAAGCUUUGGCUCUCGUUACAGGACCCAUGGGUUCCCAGCCGGAGCAUCAUUAUAGACGUGAGAAAUGUAUUUGGGAAUUGAAAGUGGCCUCACAAAGAGAUUUAUGGCUGAAUUUGGAAAAGGCUCGUUUUGGUGAUCGCACCUGUGACAGUGCUAAGAUAGAAGUGUAUCUAGCCGGACGUCUGGAACCACGCUUUAUUAUAUGUCCAGAGAAUGUCUCCUUGGCAAGAGAUUUACCCAUUUUAUCUACAGCCGAUUUGGGUGCUUUGGGUGCCGAUCAAGAGCCCUUACCCGUGCUCAUACAAUACACAGGUGAUGGCCAGCCUGGCAAGAACAUUUUCCGUCUGGUUUGGACUGAACUCUUUCAUUUACCCCGCAAUCCAGAUGGUAGCCUAGCCGCCUCUCUACUACAAGAUAAUGAAUGCAACUUUAAGUGUCCUGGCAAUUCGCAUAUCUGUCUACCCCGCCACCUGGUGUGUGAUGGCAUACAAAAUUGUCCCAAUGUUUCGCAUACCUCCUCGCUGGAGGAUCUCACCCAACACAUACAAUGGAAUCUAGAGCAAUUUGAUUUAUGGCAUGAACACAAAGACAAAGAACACUUAAUGAAUGCCAUUCUAGAUGAUGAAUCCUCUUUGAUUUGUAUAAAAGAAUAUACGCGUAAAUUAUCAUAUGGCGAACUUAGCUUCUUUGUUGCCAUCUCAAUGGCGAUAAUUGUUUUAAUUAUAUUAAUUUUACGACUCAUGUGUAGAAGUUCAAAACAUAAGGAGGCUUCCAUGAAUUAUUAAUACAACUGGAAUGAGAAGAAAUAUAGAUAACUCAUGCUAAAAUAAACGAAUUUGUUGAACAAUUUCUUUAAAAACAAAAGAACAAAAGUUAUUUAGUAAAUAGUAUUAUUAAAGGUUUUAAUUUCUAUUUUAAUCUAAACACAACAAAAAACAAACGAAACACAAUAUCUAGCUGCAAAAUUUACCAUAGAGAAAAAUAUAUAUUAUUAUACAAAAAAACUGGAUCCCUUUUAGCUUAAAUAGGUAUUCCAAUUUUAUUAAACAUAAUUGGAAACACACAUUUUUAAAAAUUUCAUUAAUAUUUUAAAGAUUUUUUAAAAAUAGUUGUAUUUUUCAAUAAAAUAUCAUAAAUAGUAAAAUCACUUCAUAACGAGAUCAGUGCUAAUGUCAGUUCUAGUUCUGUUCUAAUUCAGAUCACGUUCAGUUCUAGUUCACUUCCAGUUCAGUUCUAGUUCAGUUCUAGUUCAGUUCUAGUUAAGUUCUAGUUCAGUUCUAG
Messenger RNA from Lucilia cuprina (Australian sheep blowfly), 3123 nucleotides. RefSeq lists its product as uncharacterized. Lineage: Eukaryota; Metazoa; Arthropoda; Insecta; Diptera; Calliphoridae. The record is from RefSeq and is a predicted model, not a curated record. The coding region runs from base 150 to 2627 and encodes 825 amino acids. The transcript is spliced from 3 exons.